This is a messenger RNA of Armigeres subalbatus, 8423 nucleotides long. It is a transcript of the gene mamo, whose product is annotated as protein tramtrack, beta isoform. The record is from RefSeq and is a predicted model, not a curated record. The transcript is spliced from 8 exons. Gene Ontology annotation, biological process: regulation of transcription by RNA polymerase II. Gene Ontology annotation, molecular function: protein binding. Lineage: Eukaryota; Metazoa; Arthropoda; Insecta; Diptera; Culicidae. The coding region runs from base 1020 to 3605 and encodes 861 amino acids. Gene Ontology annotation, cellular component: nucleus.
CGACGAUGGAUUACUACAACAAGAGCCAAUAAUGGUGAACACUCCUCCCUGAAACUCCUUCAGUCUGAUUGUGAUCGAUCGUCCUUUUUUUCUGGUGCUGACUCACUAGUGAAGAAAAGUUUUCGGAAAACCCUAAAAUAAGAACAAACAACAACAACAAAGAAGGCUGAAUAAGUGCGUGUAGCGAAAGGAAGUCACAUUUUUGUGUUUCAAGUGAAUUAUUAUCGAUCGCUGCAAGUGAGAUCGGAUGGUGUGACUUUGGAUCCGUUCGUUCCCCGAUCGCACAGUUUAUCUUUUCCGAGUAUUUUAGCCACACUGUUUUUUUUUUACCGUUUUCGUUCGGGUGUGCAAAAACAACGCCAGCUACGUUCGGGUUGUGUUUGGUGUGAUCGAUUGUAGUCGGGUCGUCGCGAGUGCGUGCAGAUCGCCUUCGUAGUCGGAACGUGUGCGUUUGUGUAAGUGUGUAUGAUCGUUCGUGCGUGCGUGCUUAAAAACGAUUGCAGUGAACUCACCUACCACCUAAUUGCAUCGAAAACAGAAAAGUUACAUCCGCAGUAAACAAACACAAAUUGAGCCCGGUGCGGAAGAUCUUCGUACGUCAUCGGAUUGCGAUUGUUGCACUUUCAUUGUUCGUCCGUUCCGUUCGGUCGUGCGUGCGUGCGUUCGUGCGUAUGAGUGAGCGGCUUUCUAUGUGAUCACCUGCAUUGAAACGUCGAUCAUCAUCAACGUUGACGACGUCGACGACGACAUCAACUGGAACGGUGCAGGUGGCAAUACCGUGAUUUGUUUAGCGGGCAGCAACGCAGUGUUGUUGCUGCAGCAGCCCCAGGCCGGGACGGGACGGGACGGUUGUUCGUUCUGGACGACGGCGGUGGCGGCUUGCGCACAAAGUUUUUAACCGAUCAGAACAGUAAUCCCAAGCGAACAACACACCACCUCGAACCUUUUUUAUGGAGUGCUGGACGGGUGACGCCCGCUUGGCGAGAUUUUGCGAUUAAGCAGCGUAAGCUGUCACCGACAUGGGCAGUGAGCAUUACUGCUUGAGGUGGCACAAUCAUCAAUCCAACCUGUUAGGGGUGUUUAGCCAAUUGCUGCAGGACGAGAGUCUGGUGGACGUAACACUAGCUUGCUCAGAGGGCGCCUUCAUCCGAGCCCACAAGGUUGUUCUCUCGGCCUGUUCCUCGUACUUCCAGACGCUGUUUCUCGACCAUCCCACCCAGCACCCAAUCGUGAUCCUGAAGGACGUCCCGUUCACCGAGCUCCGCACGCUGGUCGACUUCAUGUACAAGGGCGAGGUGAAUGUCGAGUACUGCCAGCUACCGGCGCUGCUCCAGACGGCCGAGUCGCUAAAGGUCAAAGGUCUGGCCGAGAUGACCAACCAGAAUAGUGCACUGGCGGAAACGAAACGUGAACCGGAACGUCUACAGCGGCCUCAGAGUCACAGUAGUAGUGCAGCAGCAACUGCCGCCACCGCUACCGCCACCAGUCUGACGUCGGCUUCCUCAACGGCACCGUCGGACCGACAGCAAACGGCAGCGAACAACACCACCGGAGGUAACAACAGUGCAGCAGCCGUGUCCCCGCACAACCAUCACCAUCAGCACCACCACCCCGCCCUUGGAUCACCGACGAGCAAUGCGGCCACGGCAGCAGCGGUGGCCGCUGCGGCGGCCUCCCUCGGCAUCACCGAUCUGUCGACGUUAGGAAAAUCCCGCGCACUAGAUCCAGACGGGAGAAACCCUUCGCCGUCGCGACUGGACCGGUCGUCAUCACCGCCAGGGACUCCCAUGGCCCUAUAUCCACCCCUUAGGAAGAAUCGUGACCACACUCAUAGCAGUUCGGUGACCUCGUCGGCAACUACCACCAUCACAAUGGCAGCUACGGAGCGUUUCUCAGAAGAACGAGAACUGCCAGAGCACCAGCAUCACCAACACCAGAAGCGACCCCGCUCGAACAGUGGCAACGCCUUCAGCAGUAGCCUCAACAGUACUUCCGAAGGACUUAGCAACAACAACAACAGCGGUCCGAAUACCGGAAGCGGGAACGAUGACGACGAAGAAGAAGACCACGAUGAAAAUGGAAGCAUGCUGGCAAACGAGUCGAGGCAAAUUAACAGCGAGCAGGAUCAUCCGAUGUUGCACCACUGUCAGCAGCGAUCCAGCGUCGACGACGAUGACCGCCGCAGCAGUUCUAUGAUCUCCAACAUCCACAAUAACAACAACAACAAUUCGGAUGACGAGUAUGAGCCUCCGAUCAAGAUCAAGAGUGAAGUCGAAUUUUCACCUCUCUCAGGGUUGAACAUGACGAUGAACUCGCCAGCGUGCCUAGCCAACUCCACAGCCACCAGCAGCGGGCUGGUGAACUCUUCUGCGGCCGGUAGCCUACUGGGUGCCACCGAUCUGAGGCCUUCGUCGCGGGAUAGCGGCCGAGGUGGCGGCACUCCGGUGGCGUGUAGCUCGACAACGGUGGCCAACAGUGGCGGUGGUGGCAAUGGAAAUACUCUUAGCAGUGGACUGGACCGAAGCUCGCCCCGCUCGCAGCGGGAUCGAAGCGAACGGAGUGCGUUCGGCAGCGGCGGGAUACCGAGCCCGCUGUCGGAGCCCAUCGCCGGACCGUCGGGGAUGGGACCGGUGCAGCAAGUUCCACUGUCAUUGAAAAAGGAAGCCGACUGGGACCGAGGGGACGGAUCUGGUGACAGUUCGCUGGACUUUCGACACCCGCACGACUCGGAAACAUCAGAACCGCACUCCGCCGGCGGUAGUAUCGUCGGCAGUAGCCUCUGUUCGAGUGUUCUCGGGGGGCCACCGUUAGGGCUUGGUAGCGGUAGCAGUUCUGGAGACCGUGUCGGCGGUCGAUUAAGUAGUGGUGCUGACGGCCCCGACCAGGGUGCCGCUAUCUAUCCGUGCAUAUAUUGCGGAGCGACGUUUCCCCACCAGAGUAAACUCACCCGGCACAUACUGUCGCACUCGCUGGAGACGCUCAAAUAUCGCGAAGCAUCGAUGCACAUACACCCGUCACAUUUGGCCCUGAUCCAGCACCACGAACUAACGCAGCAGGCGCAACACCAGCAGGCCCAGGCGGCGGCCGUUGCGGCAGCUGCUUCCCUAUCACAGUCAUCACUGUCGCCCUCGCAGCUAUCGUCGUCGCAAUUCGGACCGCACAGGGGUGGCCCUCCGCUGGAACAGCUGCUGGAGUCGCCGGACGGGGCCACACCGAUGGAGCUGGAAUAUGUGGCAGCCGUUGCGGCGCAAGCAGCGGCCGUGGCGUCCGGCAAUGCGGCCGUCGCCGAUCAGGGCAACGUGGUGCUGUGCAAGUUCUGUGGUAAAAGCUUUCCGGACGUAACGUCGCUGAUUACGCACCUGCCGGUGCACACCGGGGACCGGCCGUUCAAGUGCGAGUUCUGUGGUAAGGCGUUCAAGCUACGGCAUCACAUGAAGGACCACUGUCGGGUGCAUACAGGCGAGCGACCAUUUCGCUGCGGGAUGUGCGGCAAGACGUUCUCCCGAUCGACGAUCCUGAAGGCGCACGAGAAGACGCACUACCCAAAGUACGUGCGGAAGUUCCUAUCGCCCUCGCCGAUCGACGGGAAGGAUGAGCCCCAAUAGUGCGACGAUCUGCACCUGCUGAACUUCCUCCUGCUCUACAACCUGCAGCAUCAUUGUGAUAUGUACGGCUUCACCUGAACGACCUUCAGCAUCUCUCCAUAGUGCGACUAUCGUAGCAGCACCAACAAGCAGAUCGCGGAAGACCAACCAAACUGUAAAACACAAAACUAAUGAAGCAGGAUACCAGCAGAUGGCAGUGGGAAUCAACAAAACAAAACAAACAAUAGCGGGAAGCGACGCACAGGAGAAGCCUCCGUACACUAAGAGUUAAAAAAUAACUUACAUACCCACACAUAUAUACCAUUACGGGACAACAAAAGAAGCUAUUAAGAAAAACUAACAAAACACCCCCCUAGUAGCGAACCCUUCGUUUCCUCCCCCUGAAGUAAACAAAACACACGGUAAAGUUAGGAUGAAUCGCGCGAGUAAUGAAGCAAUAUAUACAUAUAAAGAGUAAUUUUAUAUAGUAAUCAACCUACCACACCACACAGAAAACACAGACACAACCACAUAUAAUAUAAUUAAAAUAUAUUGGUGCUAUCUAUACCAAUUAAAAUUUCUUCGUAAUAACAGGCGAGACAAAAAAAGGAAAACAAAAACCGCAAAAUUACCGGUCAAAAUGUCAAUUUUCGGAGGACGGAAUUCAAAACACUCAAAUCUUUUGAACUACACACUUUCGCGAGAACGACGAGCGAACUACUUCGCUGAUUGACAGGCACUCUGGAACGCAGUUGGCAGCGCGUGCGGUUUCGAUGGAAACGCACGGUCGUUAACUCGCUCCGUGAGCCUUACAAUCAGAUCGCUUGAAGAGCACGAUGAGAAAUGAAAUGUAUUUAUUACUUACAACAACCACACACAAACACACAGUACACACAUAAUUAAUUGAGAAAAAGACAUCUGUGAUCUUAUUGAAUAUUAAUUAAUUGAGUUAGUUAUUACCUACCCCCCGACAAAUGCAGAUGAAGCUGUGUGAAGCAAAAUCGUUAACAAUAGAUCGACAUUUUUCCUCCUGUAGUAACAACCACAAAUCAAACCGGUACGCGUGUGAUUACGAAAGCUACGAUAAUAUUUCUUUUUUUUUCAGUGUACUCGCAUACAUGUAGUUUGAAUCCUCCUCAAAGCAGUCCCCCAAAAUAGGGGACAAAGCGCAAUAGUUUUUCUAUAGGUUUGCCAUCAAUGGUAAACCGAAUCAUAUCCUUGAUUAUUUUUCCUCGUUAUUAAUGUAAUACAGAUUAUUCAUAUAUUUUCUUAUUUCAAACUAAACACACACACAGACGUAGAAACACAAUUGAACACAUACACAAACACAAAUGCGCGGGAAGAGGACGAAGAACGAAUACAUGGGGAAGGAAAAGCGAGAGGGCAGAUUAGAAGCGAAAGCAUUACGUUCCUUAUUAAUGUGUAAAGAAUUUUAGUUUAAGAGCGAUUUCUUUGGUCCCAAAAACAACACCGAACGGUGCUGGGAAUGUUUAAACAGCUUCCAAUUUGGUGUAAAGCGAAAAGGUCGUUGCCGGAAAACAACAGUUUCUGAGUUCGUUCGAAGGCUUUUGGCAAAGGAGAAGUCGAUACAAAAAAAAAAAUUACCAUUUAGAUCGUUAAGCAGGGAAGAGCGCGGAAGUAGUAUAAAUUUAGGCAAAAUUAACUCUAGUUGCAUAUCACACGAGAAGAGUAAUCACACCUACACACAUACACACCUUCAAUCUUUCAUUCUUUGAAAAAGAAAAAAAACAGAACUAAUUCAAAACAAACUAAGUUAAGCAUUAUAAACACUUUUAAUUCGUUCAAAAUUAACGAUUUAGGUUUAGUUUUCGAUUUACCAGAAAACCAACUGAUCGAAGGUGGAGGAGAUGAUCAAAAUUGACUGUUUCGGCAACCAAAAACCAAAGUUCAAAAUUAUCGUUUCGGCAAAUCAAAGUAGCACCCAGCUACGACUAAAAAAACGUGUUGUGAUAAACCUAGUUCAAAUUUACGUUGUUAAGUUAAGCAAAUCUUUCGUAGUAUUUGUUGAGUAAGAUUAGUUAAAGAAAAACGCGACGGGAAAAAUGGCAAAUUGGCGACUUUUUUCGAACACACAAAAAAAAACUCAAUGGAGAAAAACACUGAAAGAAAUGCAACCAGAAGAUUCUGCGUAACCAUUGGCUGUGAUAGAGAUGAACAAUUUACGUUUUUAUUUUUGUUUGGUGGAAAGCGAGUUGCUGCACCCAACUCACUGAACAUGCGCGCGCACACACACACAAACGUAAUGUUAAGUAACUUAAUUAUAGGGAAAACCACCUCCGCUGCAUUGGCGUACUCGUUUCGAAAACACUUCAUGGAUCUCAAAAUUUAUUGUGAUGGAAAACGGCUUCCGUUUCGGCUUUAGAUAGAAUAACAAAACAAAGCAACCAAUCAAGUCAAAAUUUAACUUUUAUCGAAUCUAAUCAAAAUUUUAUUUAGGCUUAAUUAUUCAAAAUUAUUUCGGCAAUCCAUAAUUGAGUUAUUUAAUGUGUUGGCGAUUGACGACAAACAAGUAAGGCACGGACGCGACCGUGCAAAUAUGUAUCGCGAUUUUUUCCCUAGUCGGAAUGAAAUCUAUUAAAAUCCAACAAAAAUGAAUUCUAACCUUAGGAAAAACAAAGCGCAACGCGUUUGACACACGUUUUCUCCUCCACUUUAUGAAUCGAGAUUUGAUAAUUUUAGGCAAAAAAAAAGAUAAGAAAAAAAAUCCAAGAUUAAGAAAAAAUUGCUACUGGGUAGUAGGAAAUAGUGCUAAGUUGUAGUGCUAAAAAUUGUUAAGUAUGAUCGAAAAAAAAAACUCGUUUGGUUCAAAUACAAUUUUCUUUCAAGCGUUACAUUCCAUUUGAUAGAACACACACCAACACACUAUUUUACACGUGAAGCAAAUAUUUUCUCGCUUACAGAUGCACAGACACACUUUCAUAUAUAGUUAAACAGUUAAAUAGUUCAAACACGCUUACAUCUUAACCUCAACCUUUGUUCUUCUAUGUUGUUAUUCCGUUAGAACCGUUGUGAUAAACUGUAUGUAUCAUCUAACUGCUAACUGUACCGUUUCUGCAGGCAACUGAUUUUCUUGCACCCAUUUUUAUUUCCUUAUUUUCACCACGCAACUGCUUCUCAAGACAAAUAUUAUCUUUACACACUCAUGUCUCCGUUGAAAGCACUAGAGUUUUCGACUCGAAUCCGGUUGUGCGGUCACCGAUGAUGACUUUAAUAUUUAAAAAAAAAACUAGCAGAACUUAUUUGUAAAACGUUUUUGUUUCAGUGUAUCUGUGAUCCCCAAUGCCGUAUGAAUCCAUUUUUUGCCGAUUUUAAUUUCAAAAACCCUAAUUUCGCUCUUAUUCAAAGUAGCGAACGAACCAUUUUUUGGAUGUUGACGUCUUAUUUAAAUGGGCUACAACCAAAUUAGUGACGCCAAACCAGAUCGUUGGUCAACAAACCGUUCAGCGAAUUAAUUCGACUGCACUUUUCAACUCGGGGUAUCGGUCGUUUGUUUGCACAAUCAAUUUAAUGAUCGUUUUUUCCUCAUUGGGAAGAAAUCCGGCGUUCUAACACAAAUGAAUGAGAAGGACUGAAGUCCGCUGCUGUCAGGAAGGCCGCUUUAGAUUUAUUUUUCUUUCAAGAAUAGUUUACUUUUCUUUGUUGUAGAUUUGGGAAAAGAUUGGCCGAAACUCAUUCGGCCGAAAGCCAUUCGAAAGCCAUAGGUCUUUUGAGCCGAAAUGAUCGUUUAACAGAAAGGGCCAUUUGGCCGAACAAACCAUACGCUCGAAAAUGUCGAUUGGCCAAACAGCUCAUAAUGUCGAAAAUGUCGUUGGCUUUUAGCCGAACAAUAGUGAAUGUGAAAAGUGUGAAGUGACUUUUCACUUCUCACUUUGAAAAGUGAGAAGCGAGGAAUAAGAAGUUAUAGAAGAGGAUUGAGUAGUGAGAAGCGUGACGCCUCACUUCACACUUUUCAUUUUCCACUUUUCAUUUCUCAAUUCUCUUUUCACACUGUGAAAAGUAAGAAGUGAGAAAUGAAAAGUUAAAACUGAUGAGCCAGAAGUGAGAAAUGUGAUGUGAGUAACUAGUGAGACGGCUUACUUCUCACCCCUUACUCAUCAUUUUUCACUUAACAAUUCUUACUCCUCAUUUCUCAAUUAUCAUUAAAUACUUCAAAUUUUUCACAUUCACUAUUGUUCACUAUUUACGGUCAUAUGAUUCAUUCGGCCAAACGACAUUAUCGAACACAGUAACUGUUUGGCUAAAUGUCAUUAACCGCGGAAUGGCGCUUUCUGACAAACGACCAUUUCGACCAAACGACAUUUUCAGCCAAAUGAUCAGAUUAGCCAAACGACAUUAUGCGCCAUAUGACAAGUUCGGCCAGACGACAUUUUCGGCCACAUGAUUAGUUUGGCUAAAUGGUGAAGUGAGGCGUCCGCCAAACGACUAUUUCGGCAAAACGACAUUUUCGACCAAAUGACCUAUUCAGCCAAAUGAAUGUGUCGGCUACUGGACUUGCUCGUCCUAAUGACAUUUUCAUGUGAAUGCCUCUGUCUGCCAAAUGACAUAUUCGGCCAAUUUUUUUUUCGCCAAAUGGCCUAUUCAAACAAAUUAUCUUUUCGGUCAAAUCACCUGUUCGGCAAAAAAAAACAUUUUCGGCUAUAUGACCUGUUCGGCCAAACGACAUUUUCAUCCAAAUGGCCCUUUUGACCAGCCGAAUGUCCAUUUCGGCCAGAUAGGAUUCGAGCUAAUGGUUUAUUCGGCCAAAUGAUAAAACUAUCGGCUUAGUGGCCUUCGUGCAAAUGGCUUUCGGCCAAACGGCCCUCCUCCGUAUUUUUCAGC